UCCUCGAAGAAAAAAAGAAAAAUCAAUUUUCACUUCGCAUUUCCUCUCUUCAUUCCACUCACUCUCUCCAUUCUCUUCAUCCCCAAUUUUCCUAGAAAUUCAUCCAAUUUGAUGAAUUUCAUCUCCUCUCUAUUAGGCUGAAACCCUAAUUUCUUAUCAGUUUCUUCAUCUUCUUCAAUUAUUCCGAUUAUCAGAGAAGAAAUCAGUUGAAAUUUGUUAAAUCGAGCAGCUCAUUCGCCCCCAAAUCGAAAGAAAACCCUAACCCUAGAAGUAUCGUUUUUGCGCGAUGUCGGCUGCGAACGGGAAGCCGUCAACGAGUCCGUACCAAAUCAAUUUGGAAAACUUCGCGAAGAGGUUAAAGGCUCUCUACGGGAACUGGAAAGCUAACAAGUCGGAUUUAUGGGGAGAUGCCGGGGCGUUAGCAAUCGCAACGCCGCCUGCUUCGGAAGAUUUGCGGUAUUUAAAGUCAUCGGCGCUUAACAUGUGGCUUCUGGGUUACGAGUUUCCUGAGACGAUUAUGGUGUUCACUGUGAAACACAUUCAUUUCCUUUGUAGCCAGAAGAAGGCGUUGCUGCUCGAGGUUGUGAAGAAUGCCGCGAAGGAUGCUGUUGGAGCCGAUGUGUUGAUGCAUGUUAAGGGGAAGGGUGAUGAUGGUUCGUCGCUUAUGGACACGAUUUUGAAGAGUGUUCGUGCUUUAGAGGGUGAGCCCGUAGUCGGGUACUUGUCAAAGGAGGCUCCAGAAGGGGCGUUGUUGGAAAUGUGGGUUGAGAAGUUGAAGAACUCGGGUUUGACGCUGACCGAUGUUACAAACGGGUUGUCGGAUUUGUUUGCCGUGAAGGAUGGUGGAGAGUUGGUGAAUGUGAAGAAGGCUGCGUUCUUGACUGCUUCUGUGAUGAAGACUCAUGUUGUUCCGAAGCUUGAGAAGGUUAUUGAUGAGGAAAAGAAGGUGGCGCAUUCAGCUUUGAUGGAUGAAGCUGAGAAAAUGAUUUUGGAGCCCAGUAAGAUUAAGAUUAAGUUGAAGGCGGAAAAUGUUGAUAUUUGUUACCCUCCAAUCAUCCAGAGUGGUGGUAAGUUUGAUUUGAGGCCGAGUGCAUCGAGUAACGAUGAUCUUUUGUAUUAUGAUCCUGGUAGUGUGAUUAUUUGUGCUGUUGGGUCUAGGUAUAACAGUUAUUGUUCAAAUAUAGCAAGAACUAUUCUGAUUGAUGCUAAUCAAAAUCAGAGUGAGGCCUAUGAGGUGUUGCAUAAGGCGCAUGAUGCGGCCAUUGCUGCUCUAAAGCCUGGGAAUAAAGCUAGUGCUGUAUAUAUGGCCGCCUCUGCUGUGGUGGAGAAAGAGAAACCAGAAUUGGUGAAGAAUUUGACUAAGUCAGCAGGUACUGGUAUUGGGCUUGAAUUUAGGGAGACGGGUUUGAACUUGAAUGCGAAGAAUGAGAAGGAGUUGAAGAUAGGGAUGGUUUUUAAUGUUGUUUUAGGGUUUCAGAAUUUGACAACUCAGGCCAGUAACCCAAAAAGCCAGAACUUUUCCCUGCUUUUAGCUGAUACUGUCAUUGUUGCGGAGAAGGGCCCAGAAAUCACAACCUCAUUGAGCUCAAAGUUAUUGAAGGAUAUUGCCUACUCAUUCAAUGAGGAAGAAGAAGAGGAGCCACCGAGGGCCAAGCGAAGGGUUAGUGAGGCUGAAGCUGUUCCUACAAAGACUACUCUUAGAUCAGAUCAUGGAGAGAUUAACAGAGAGGAGCUUAGGAGGCAGCACCAAGCCGAACUUGCCCGUCAAAAGAAUGAAGAAACCGCUCGGCGACUUGCUGGUGGAGGUGCAGGGGCGGGAGAUAAUCGCUCAUCAGGGAGAUCUUCAACAGAGUUGGUAGCUUAUAAGAGUGUAAAUGAUCUCCCACCUCCAAGGGGUGAAAUGAUGAUUCAGGUUGAUCAGAAGAAUGAGGCAAUUUUACUGCCCAUCUAUGGAAGCAUGGUCCCUUUCCACAUUGCCACUGUGAAGACUAUUACCAGUCAGUCCGACACCAAUCGUAACUGUUAUAUCAGGAUCAUUUUCAAUGUUCCUGGCACACCAUUCAGUCCACAUGAUGCGAAUUCUUUGAAGAAUCAGGGGGCAAUAUAUGUGAAGGAAGUUUCAUUCCGCUCAAAAGAUCCCAGGCAUGUGAAUGAAGUGGUUGCGCAGAUAAAGACUCUUCGUCGGCAGGUUGCUGCAAGGGAGUCUGAGAGGGCCGAGAGAGCAACCUUGGUUACUCAAGAGAAACUUGUUGUUGCUAUGAACAGAUCCAAACCCAUAAGAUUGUCUGAUCUAUGGGUCCGUCCUGCUUUUAGUGGAAGGGGAAGAAAGCUGCCUGGUACAUUAGAAGCACAUAUGAAUGGAUUUCGGUUUUCUACCUCUAGGUCGGAUGAGCGUGUUGAUAUCUUGUUUGCUAAUAUCAAGCAUGCAUUCUUCCAGCCUGCAGAAAAUGAGAUGAUUACUCUCCUUCAUUUCCACCUUCACAAUCACAUAAUGGUGGGUAACAAAAAGACCAAGGAUGUUCAGUUUUAUGUUGAAGUGAUGGAAGUGGUUCAGACCCUUGGUGGUUCGAGAAGAUCUGCCUAUGAUCCUGAUGAAAUCGAAGAGGAGCAGCGAGAAAGAGACCGAAAGAACAAAAUUAACAUGGAUUUCCAGAAUUUUGUCAACAGGGUGAAUGAACUUUGGGGAAUGCCACAGUUCAAAGAUCUUGAUUUAGAGUUUGAUAUGCCUUUGAGGGAGCUUGGAUUCCAUGGUGUGCCUUACAAGGCUUCUGCUUUCAUUGUCCCCACUUCAAGCUGUCUAGUUGAGUUGAUUGAGACUCCUUUCCUCGUGAUCACUCUGAGUGAGAUUGAGAUAGUAAACCUGGAGAGAGUUGGCUUUGGGCAGAAGAAUUUCGACAUGACAAUUGUAUUCAAGGAUUUUAAGAAAGAUGUGUUCCGAAUUGAUUCUGUCCCCACUACUUCUUUGGAAAGCAUCAAAGAAUGGUUAGACACCACCGAUAUCAAAUACUAUGAGAGCAGAUUGAAUCUUCAUUGGCGUGCCAUUCUGAAGACUAUCACUGAUGACCCAAAGAAAUUUAUAGAAGAUGGUGGGUGGGAAUUCUUGAACAUGGAUGCAAGUGAUUCCGAAACUGAUGAGUCAGAGUCUGAUAAAGGGUAUGAACCAUCUGAUGUGGAGGCUGAGUCAGAGUCGGAAGACGAAGCCUCUGACAGUGAAUCCUUGGUGGAGUCUGAUGAGGACGAAGAAGAAGAGGAUGAAGAGGAAGAAGAAGAAGAGGAGGGCAAGACUUGGGAAGAGCUAGAGAGAGAAGCAAGCAAUGCAGACCGUGAGAGGGGAGAUGAAUCUGACAGCGAGGAAGAGAGACGUAAAAGGAAGAUGAAGGCGUCUUUUGGGAAGUCUCGUCCGGGUCCAGGUCCUAGUAGCAGCAGCGGCAGCAGCUUGGCCAAGCGUCACAAGGGUAGGAGAUAGAUGGGUUAGCAGAUUGAUUCAAUCUGUUGGUAAGUUCUGUUUUGUUGGGUUCUUUCUUUUAGGUCUGGGUUCGUUUUUCGUUGGUUUUGUUCUUGUUAUGGUUUUGAGGUGGGCAUUGUAGAAUGUUCAUCCUAGACAUGAAAGAACUUUCACAUGUAAAUGGUGAAUUUAGUUUUGUUGGAGUUUUAAGUACCUUUCUUUUCUAGCAUAAGUUUGGUAUUGUCCUCUUUUUUGGUAAGUUGAUAACGUAUGCAAGAACUAUUAGCAAAUAUGGUAUAAAACCUUCUCUCUCUACCCUUA
Molecule: messenger RNA, 3766 nt
Organism: Spinacia oleracea (spinach)
Lineage: Eukaryota; Viridiplantae; Streptophyta; Magnoliopsida; Caryophyllales; Amaranthaceae
Product: FACT complex subunit SPT16
Exons: 2
Coding region: 287-3466 (1059 amino acids)
Biological process (GO): transcription elongation by RNA polymerase II
Cellular component (GO): FACT complex
Molecular function (GO): nucleosome binding
Source: RefSeq, a predicted model, not a curated record